CAAUUUGAUCCCGGAACGCCACUUUUUCUGCUCAUUUGACUGUUUUGAACUCUGCUUGUGGAGAUCCGUGUCUUGCUUUGUGUCUGACAGUGAGUCGCCCGUGUCUGCGCGCAGUCUCCGCAGCGCCGCCGUCGCAGCAGAAGAACCAAAAGAUGCCUGACACAAUUAUGUCCAAGGAGCCCUCUUCCAACCUGGAAAGCGCCAUGCAGAUGCUGAUCAAAACCUUCCACAAGUACUCAGGCAAGGAGGGCGACAAGUACACGCUGAGCCGGGGCGAGCUCAAGGAACUGUUGCUGGAAGAGCUGGGAAGCUACUUGGGGAACUCCAAAGACAACCAGGCGGUGGAGAAGAUCAUGAGCGACCUGGACGCCAACAACGACGGAGAGGUGGACUUCACCGAGUUCAUCAUCCUGAUGGGCGCCCUCACCGUCGCCUGCAACGACUUCUUCCUGGAGUUCAAGACGGACGACGGGGCCGAGUAGGAAGAAAGAAGAGAGAAGGGGUGGAAGGGAGGAAUCGGGAUUUGGGAAUGCGGGCUCGGGGGAAGGCUUGUAAAGCACAGGCACAGACCAGGGACAUUUCUGCGCGGCCUUGCGCAACGUUGAAACCACACGCGUACAGCGCCUUGCCCAGAGUCUCCACUCCAAUCAAACGAGUCUCCUCCUUCACCGGCUCUGCUACCAUUCGUGCAAACAUGUUGGCGUUAGCUUAGCCUGUCGCCACAGCGGCGGCAUGCCCGCCUUUGGCCCUUUCCAUCCGUUCACCAUCACAAUGUUAGCUCGCGCCGCCGUCUCCGCUUGAUUGCACUUUGCCCGCAGUCUCUUUUUGAGUUCAAAAGUCCUUGGGAUUCCUCCGCUGUCGUUUGCCCGUGGCGGCGACGGAUGCGUGCCGUGGUUCUGUCCCCUUCCUUGAUGUUUUUUGUCGCUCAUUCCCACUGAAGGCUCAAAGAAAAUGACACGCUACCUGAGAGUUUCAAGCUCCUCAAAGCACAAAAAGGCAGGCUUUUUCAAGGCUUUUUCAAGGCUUUUUCAAGGCUUCUCCAGCUCAACAGACCAAAGGGCACCAGAAUGGCAACAUCAUAUUGAAUCGUGGCUCUUUGGAUUAUUAUGUUGAGCACUGGAAUGUUUUUCUCUCUUUUUUCGGAGCGACUCAGGCGUUCUUUCCAAUUAUUAAAUGUGAUAUUUAA
This is a messenger RNA of Hippocampus zosterae (dwarf seahorse), 1186 nucleotides long. RefSeq names its product S100 calcium binding protein S (gene s100s). Gene Ontology annotation, molecular function: calcium ion binding. Bases 153 to 482 code for a protein of 109 amino acids. Lineage: Eukaryota; Metazoa; Chordata; Actinopteri; Syngnathiformes; Syngnathidae. The transcript has 3 exons. The record is from RefSeq and is a predicted model, not a curated record.